UAUUCAGUCUUUUCUCAGUGUUCCAGUAGUUGUGAAGUAAGAAUUACGGGUGUGCUUGUUUUCAUUUAAGUGAAAAUUGAAAUGUACAUAUUUCGUAUUGUAUUUUGAUUUUCGCAUUGAAUGAGUCCCUGAGCAUUAGCAGCAGUUGUCUGAUGUUGAGAAUUAUCGGUCACCGCUACUGUGCUUUUCCACAUACCGAUUCCAGAAGGUAUUUUAUUGGCGUUCAAAAUUUGCGCAGAUAGUGCACUACAAAUGAAAUAUGCAGAUACGACCACUCAUCUUUACAUACAUAUGCAUGUGAAAACUCCGGUCCACGUAUACACGAUAUAUAUGGAAAUUGACCAUUCGUUCCAUUGGACCGUAUCAACCAAUUAUGUAUAUAAAAUUCUAUUUUGGCGUUAUGAAGAGCGUCGAUCGAGAUAUUGCACAGAAGAAAGUUUGCAUUAGUUGGAUGCCAGCUCCUUGAUCGACCUUGACCUCGAGACCUCAAACUUGUCACACAAUUCCCGUAAUAGCUUAAAUUGGCACAGAGCAGCUUUAGUUUACAGAAGAGGGCACUUGUCGACGAAAGUGAAGCGAGCUCAAAUUGGAAGUAACAACUUUGCGACAAUACCAUGACCCGAAAGCCCUAUGAGUCAUACUUGGAAGACAUUGCCCAACUUAUAACAAUACGUGAUGAAGACAGACCAAUCUAUACAAAGGAUUUUGAUAUCAUACGAGAUCACGUUUUGAAUGGAAUGAAGAAUGUUGAUGGUGUAUUUAAAAAGAUGUAUCAAGGGACAAGUCUUUUUGGAAGUUACGCCAACAACGUGCGCAUAAAAUAUCCCAAUGAGUUCGACGUCAUAUUUAUAUUGGGUAUCCCUCAUUCAUCUAAUAUUGUUGUGAAUAGGGAUGCUUAUAGUCCCGGAUAUGUAAAUUUGGAUUUAGAGGAAGUUAUGGAGCAUUUACAAGAUGCGAAAGGUUAUGCCGAGGUUUACGAUUGUUUUAAUGAACUUAUCGAUGAAGAUGAUUGCUUGUUGCGCAAGAGUUUUCAGAUUUGGCUUAAGAAGGUUGUAUUGAGUUGUUUGAAAACAUACGGAAAUGAAAUUCGUGGUCACCAGGGAGAUUUAUAUACCUUAAUGUAUUCAAAGCGUGGAUUGGCGCAUACGAUCUAUGCUAAGUGUACUGCUCGUUCAAUUUCCAUUGAUUUAAUUCCUGGUAUUUCCUUUGGAAAAGCUGAGUGGAUGAAAGUUAGCAAACGUCAUAGAAAAAUGUUCGGAGAUACAAAAUGGUAUGCUGUUCCAAAGCCACCUGUCCGUCUCUUUCAUACAAAAUGUGCAUUUAUGAUUUGCAACCCUAAAGUGGAACGAAAACUUUUGCUGGGAAGGCAAAAUCUAAAGGUUGUUUUUCGGCUCUUGAAGUCUCUACGCGAUAAAUACGGCAUGAAACGCCUCAAAAGUUAUUUCAUAACCACAGCUUUCCUUUGGGAAGUUGAAAAACAAAAAAAAAGUUUUUGGAAUAAUCCACUACAUAUUUUACUAGAGCACAUGCUGGAGUCUUUGGCUGAUAGUUUCGCUGAAGGUUGUUUGCCUUUUUAUUGGGACCGAAAAAACAACCUAUUGAAUAACUUGGACGAUGAGGAAAUUGAUGACUACGCCGAAAAACUUAAACGUGCCUAUGAAACAUUAAGGCAGUAUAAAUUCGAGCCGAACCUUACAUAUAAGCGAUGCCGAACUCAUUUCGAGCUUCCUUAAAAAUACGGAUCUAGUACGAGUUUUGGUUCUUCACACAAUUCACACAUACAAUUAUUACUCAUAAUUAUUAUUUAGAUAUGUAGGUAGAGGUUACAUACAAUACAUACGUAGGUUUGAAUGUGAAAAAUAAAAAUAUGAAGUGUUGUUUUUAUUAAUAAAAUAUAUACAUGUAUGACUUUCAUAACACAAGUGGUAACA
Molecule: messenger RNA, 1931 nt
Organism: Anastrepha ludens (Mexican fruit fly)
Lineage: Eukaryota; Metazoa; Arthropoda; Insecta; Diptera; Tephritidae
Product: cyclic GMP-AMP synthase-like receptor 1
Exons: 6
Coding region: 615-1733 (372 amino acids)
Source: RefSeq, a predicted model, not a curated record